This is a messenger RNA of Penicillium odoratum, 384 nucleotides long. RefSeq names its product signal recognition particle 14 kDa protein. The coding region runs from base 1 to 384 and encodes 127 amino acids. The record is from RefSeq and is a predicted model, not a curated record. The transcript has 2 exons. Gene Ontology annotation, cellular component: signal recognition particle, endoplasmic reticulum targeting. Gene Ontology annotation, molecular function: endoplasmic reticulum signal sequence receptor activity; 7S RNA binding. Gene Ontology annotation, biological process: SRP-dependent cotranslational protein targeting to membrane. Lineage: Eukaryota; Fungi; Ascomycota; Eurotiomycetes; Eurotiales; Aspergillaceae.
AUGGCCCCUCCUCUGAGCCAUGAUGAGUUCUUCUCAUCUCUUACAAAUCUCCUUUCCAAGACAUCCGAAAAGGCACGGGGAUCUGUCUCCAUGACUCAAAAAUCUUUACCCAAUUCCGAAUCCAAUUCCCCACCUUCAACCCUCAUUCGCAUCACCGAUGGAAACACCAAUGCGCCGAUGCCCAAGGCGGACAAGCAAGGCAAGAUCACCAAGAAUACAUCCUCGAAAAUCAAGUUCUCGACAAUUGUGACAUCAGAUGACCUCGAGACAUUCUACACCCGUUAUGCAGAGCUGUGCAAGACUGGGAUGACUGGAAUGAAGAAGCGGGAUCGCAAGCGCAAGACAAAGGCCAAGGGUGGAGCCUCAAAGGCUGUUAAGGCAUAG